Messenger RNA from Cadophora gregata, 906 nucleotides. RefSeq lists its product as uncharacterized. Bases 562 to 879 code for a protein of 105 amino acids. The record is from RefSeq and is a predicted model, not a curated record. The transcript is spliced from 4 exons. NCBI's taxonomy places the organism in Eukaryota, Fungi, Ascomycota, Leotiomycetes, Helotiales, Ploettnerulaceae.
UCUAAACAGUAACUUAACCUACCUCCAAUUUGCUCCCCGCAUCCAUCGGACUUCUCUCCGUAAUCCGCGGUGUCAGUGUUAAACUCUACAAACUUGCUUUCCUCACCUCCUGCUCGCAUACAUCACAUUAGAAUUAUUCCCUGGUUUUUCCCCGUCCCGUCUCCUUCGAAUUCUUUUCUAUCACUACUGCGCCAAUGGUUUUCUCCCCUUCUGUCACAUCUUGGCGUGCCCUUAUUCCAGUCUCAUGUGGCGCAAUACGAUACAAUCAAUAAUGCCACACAAAUCAUACCAAACGAAUAGACAGACAGGCAGACGGGAAGUUCCUGAGUCUGCUUCGUCUAGUUUACUUUACAGUACUUCUGCAUUGCUUUGAACGUAGCUACGGACAGGUUCCGAGCUAUUUGGCUAAGCUUGGCAUUAAUUUUUCGGCACUUGUUUAGCGACGGGGUGCGCUUGUUUAGUUUAGUCUGGGGGCUUGGAGAUUGGAGAUCAAGGGCAAGGGGACUUCCAGAACCAGGCGAGCCAGGUCAGGGAGAGUCCCUUGCUUCGGUAUGGUACUCCAUGUCGAUCAACAGCACAGCACAGCAAAGCCAUGCUACUGUAGGAAACCCAAAGCAAAGCAAACCCAAGCAAAUUACUACAAUUUCCAGUACGCAGGAAGGCCCUGGGUUCCAGACAGCUCUGGGGACUGGGAUACAUAUCAAGGUUUUCGGUAACUCACGAGGAAUCUGGACCUCUACAAUAGAGUUUCUGGUAACUCACUUGAAAUUUGGCAAAUUUUGGUCUGGCCUACUACUGUUCUGGAGGCAAUUCAAAAAAGGAAUACCAGAAUCCCAAUACUCUCUCUAUUCCCACCUAUAUACGUACCUGCAUAGGUAGUUCAGCGAGCAAUGUGUCAUUGUGUGU